AUGCAUAUUAGCAAGGACCUGUUUUAUUUUCUUAACUGGGAAUUAAUUUCUUCAAUUGAUAAUCUUUAUGAUUUAACACACGGAGAUGAAGUUAUUGAUAUAACUAUUCAUGCGAAAGAUUGUUGUAAAAUGUUCGGUCAUUAUACAAUUCCAAUUGUACAAGCAGGUCAAUCAUUUACAUCGUUGAAAGUUAAUUUAUUAUAUCCAAAAGAUAUAAUUGUAGACACAAUUAAAGAUAUUUGUGUUAAUAUUAAAAUUAUACGUGGACUUGAACAACGAAUUAUAUAUUCAACUAAUAUUAUGUUACCACCACCGUAUUAUAUGGAUCGUUCUGUUGUUCGUAUACCAAUGUAUCGUAUUUGGUAUUAUGACGAUUAUUUUAACAUGGCAUGGGGAGAUUUAUUAACAGGAAAACAACAGAAAUAA
This is a messenger RNA of Adineta steineri, 426 nucleotides long. The record is from the annotation of a GenBank genome assembly. NCBI's taxonomy places the organism in Eukaryota, Metazoa, Rotifera, Eurotatoria, Adinetida, Adinetidae.